GGGCUUUCUUGCAAGCUUCCAGAGCGUUUGGAAGUGGACGUGGUGAAUCCACUAUGAGCAUGCAGUCGAGUCCUAGCCACGAGCCUGUCAGUCUCCCGUACCACUCCAGCAAAAGCCGAGGGCUAAAGAGGAGAGAACGAUCGUCUAACCUGCGCCAUGUAACUUCGGCUAGGCAUAAAGUUCAACCUCCACCUCGCGUUGAGAGUACUCAGCCGAGGGAAACUAGUCCCGAGCCUUAUUCUUCAGGAGAAGAGACUGCGGGAGAGGAAAAAUAUGACGGUGGCGAGGAAGGGGUCUGGGUCGAUGAUGGUAACGCCGAAUGGGUAGAUGAAGACGACGAGGACAAGGAUGACCUGUUAGAUUUAGAAUAUCAUCCUGAUUAUAUCAACAAUUUAGAGAAGCGACGCAGAAGAUGGGAUAGUCGAUGGGAUGCACUGGUUCAAGCAUUCCAAACUUUGGAUAGAGAGACAGACACGACACUGGUUCUGUUGGCAUCACCCUCUCAUUCUACAAAAUUACAUGCUGUAACGUCCCGGUCAAUACGUCGGGAAUUAGCAUCGAAGCAGUCUAUGGCUAUGACCAAUAUUCGCACAUCUUUCAGUAAUAUCGCUGCUCGGAGACGUGCUACUCGUGCUCAAGGAACGUCUCUCGUGGAGAGACUUCUCCUUAACGCCAAUCUUUCUGGAGAAAGCUCCGAUGGGAGCUCCGAGUCCCGAGAGGGAGAUCUCAAGCGAGCACUGGAAACUGCUCUGGGUAGUUUAGGAGCCCUUCGUGGAAUUUAUGAGCAACGAGUGGCACGAUGGGAGGAUGAAAUGUCGAGAAUUAGCGAUGAGCGCGAACGGGUAGACUUGCUACUGAAACAGACACUUGGCGUUGGUUUCCCGAAUGGCACAGAUGUUCGCACAAUGUAGCCUGCUCUACGAGGUGUGGUUGGUUAGACAUGUUGAAUCCACCCUUUCAUGAUUCUAUGAACUGGUCUUCGUUGUAUGUACUCACACGUAAAUAGCAUUUUACUGACUUCCUCUUCCUCUUUUUCUUUGCAUCUUCUGUCUAUCUUUCAUGAAUUGUACCCUAGUUUUCCAUUAUGACGUGUGUAUAUGAUCUGCAUGUAUGUUCCAUAGAAGUACGCCUGCUGCCUGCGUGCUAUGUCUUGUAUAUCGUGUAUGUACAUCCAAUGAGCCAUGCUAUCUGGUUACUU
Messenger RNA from Serpula lacrymans var. lacrymans S7.9, 1198 nucleotides. RefSeq lists its product as uncharacterized. The transcript is spliced from 3 exons. NCBI's taxonomy places the organism in Eukaryota, Fungi, Basidiomycota, Agaricomycetes, Boletales, Serpulaceae. The record is from RefSeq and is a predicted model, not a curated record. The coding region runs from base 54 to 911 and encodes 285 amino acids.